AUGGGAGAAGCUCAAGAACUGCAACUCAACAUCAUAGUCCAGGAUUCACAUGAAGCAAAUCACCAAGGGUGCACAGAUGUUCCCAAACAACCAGUGCUUCCCUGGCGUAGAAAUUUGAACUGGUGGCUUAGAAUUGCCAUUUAUACGCUGUUCGUCAUUGCCGGCCAGUCAGCUGCAACACUUCUAGGAAGAUUAUACUAUAACAAAAGUGGCAAAAGCAAAUGGCUGGGAACACUUGUACAACUUGCUGGCUUCCCCAUCCUCCUUCCCUACUAUUGCAUCCCAGCAAGCAGAAGAAACCCAACCACAAACAUCACUACUAAUAAUAUCCCAUUGAAAUCACCCUCUACCUUAAUCCUUGCAUCAAUUUAUGUCUCUCUUGGCCUUUUGGUAGCAUUAUGCUGCUUCUUGUACUCUGUUGGCCUAUCUCUCCUUCCUGUAUCUACUUAUUCUCUCAUUUGUGCAUCUCAACUAGCCUUCAAUGCACUUUUCUCCUUCUUCCUCAACUCACAAAAGUUCACUCCCUACAUUGUCAAUUCUCUGGUUCUCCUCACCAUCUCCUCCACCCUCCUUGUGCUCCAAGGCGGCGACUCUGCAGACGAUCCAACUGGAGGCUCGAAAACAAAGUAUGUGAUUGGGUUUCUAUGCACAGUUGGGGCAUCAGCCGGAUAUGGAUUAGUGCUUUCUCUAACACAGCGUGUCUUCAGAGAAGUUAUAAGAAAGGAGACAUUUGCAGUGAUCUUGGAUAUGAUAGUGUAUCAAUCUCUAGUUGCAACCUGUGCUGUCUUGGUGGGACUUUUCGCCAGUGGAGAGUGGAGGGGUUUAAGGAAAGAGAUGGAGGGUUUUGAAUUAGGGAAGGUAUCUUAUGUCAUGAACUUGACAUGGUCAGCUAUAAUAUGGCAGCUCUAUGCUAUUGGUGCAGUAGGGUUGAUUUUUGAGGCCUCUUCUCUCUUCUCCAAUGCCAUAAGUGUUGUGGGUUUGCCUGUUGUUCCAGUUCUAGCUGUGAUAUUCUUCCAUGACAAAAUGGAUGGGAUUAAGGCAAUGGCCAUGGUUUUGGGCAUUUGGGGCUUUAUUUCAUAUGUUUAUCAGCACUACCUUGAUGACCGCAAGUCCAAGACAGAGAGCAACAAUGCCACUGGUGAAGUUUCUAAAGCUUUCCCACUGGAGAACAUCAACGAAAGCUGGUCAACUCCCAAUCUAUGUGGGAGUAAAGAAGCCAACUCCCAAACCAUUAGAGCAUGUCCAGCGCAGGACCCAAACUGGGGGAAAGGGCCCCCUGGCGAGCCCGAGAUGGCUCCAGCGCAAGAGAAGCAGCCUGGUUUCGUGGUGGGUCCCAUCAGCCCGAGCAAGCCCAAGGGCAACUUCUGCCUGGGCUGA
This is a messenger RNA of Prunus armeniaca (apricot), 1377 nucleotides long. The record is from the annotation of a GenBank genome assembly. Lineage: Eukaryota; Viridiplantae; Streptophyta; Magnoliopsida; Rosales; Rosaceae.